Messenger RNA from Drosophila rhopaloa, 1562 nucleotides. It is a transcript of the gene Ak3, whose product is annotated as GTP:AMP phosphotransferase AK3, mitochondrial. Gene Ontology annotation, cellular component: cytoplasm; mitochondrion. The record is from RefSeq and is a predicted model, not a curated record. Gene Ontology annotation, biological process: nucleobase-containing compound metabolic process. The transcript has 2 exons. Gene Ontology annotation, molecular function: ATP binding; AMP kinase activity. Bases 574 to 1224 code for a protein of 216 amino acids. NCBI's taxonomy places the organism in Eukaryota, Metazoa, Arthropoda, Insecta, Diptera, Drosophilidae.
UGAAAAAUCAAUCAAAUAAUGUUGUAUAAACCUGAAAUAGUUUUGUAUUUCAGAUAUCACACAUUUUGCAUAUGGAUUCUAAAUUAAAGUCCAAACUGCACUUAUUCACAAUGGACGCGCAGUGAGAGAGAGAACCCCAAAAGUGGAGAGCGCAACUGCUGUGCGAGCGAAGGAGACAGCGGGUUUAUCCCUUCGUAGUCCCCCCUUUGACACUGCACUUUCUGUACAGAGAGGGAGUAAAAAAGAGAGGGCCAACAACCGGCUGUCAGUUGGGGACUCGUGGGAGCAAGAGAGAGAGAGAGAGAGGGAAGCCUGGAAGCUAAACAACAAGAGCCAAACACUCACGCCAAGAUAAUGGCUUGUUUCAUUUGAUAUUCGCCAGCCGGCAGCAGCGGAACAAGAAAAAAAGAAUAGAAUAAAUAGCUGCGGACACCAAAUUAGAAUACUAGCGGCGACAAGUUAUCGCACAAUUAGUACGCGGGCGAGAAUUGAUACGGACAUACGUCGGACACCCAAAAUUUUCCCAAAAGCUAAAGUGCCGUCUCGCAGAAUAUAGAGGAGUAGAGCUGAAGUAUGUAUACGAAAAUUUUUCGCACUGUGAUAAUCGGAGCACCCGGCUCGGGGAAGGGAACGAUUUCGGAGCUGAUUGUCAAGACCUAUGGCUGCCUGCACAUCUCCACGGGCGACAUCUUGCGCCAGAACAUCGUGAAGAACACGGAACUGGGCAGAAAAGCGAAGCAGUUCAUCGCCGACGGUCAACUGGUGCCGGAUGAGAUCGUAACCAAGACGAUGCUGGCGCGGAUAACCGAGGUGGGGAACAAGUCGUACAUUCUGGACGGAUUCCCGCGCAAUAUUGCCCAGGCCGAGGCGCUGGCCGCCCGCGAACAGAUCGACGCCGUGAUAUCGUUAAACAUUCCACACAAUGUGAUCAUCGAUCGUGUCAAGAACCGCUGGAUUCACGCGCCCUCCGGCCGUGUGUACAACAUAGGGUUCCACGAUCCCAAGGUGCCUGGCCAAGACGAUGUCACUGGCGAACCGCUAACGCAGCGCGAGGACGACAAACCUGAUGUGGUGGCUAAACGGCUGCAGCUCUAUGAUGAGCUGAUGAGUCCAGUGAUAGCCUGGUACGAAAAGAAGGGCCUGGUUGCUAGCUUCAAGGGCCAAAAGACUAAGGAGAUCUGGCCACGGGUUGAGCUAUUCCUCAGAGACCGUAUCAACGUGUAAUGGGACCGCCCGGAAUCAUACCCAUUGUGCACAAACUAACGAUAAACUGCUGUGUUCAAUUAAGUGCAUAACAUAUUUAGAUGUUUCUAUAUAUAUGAGAGUACGUAUGUAAUAUGUAUGUUUGUGGGUCGGGUCGGAGGAGCAGGCUUAUAAUUAAUGUAAUUGCGAAGCCUUACGAUGUGGCAGCUGUCGUCAUGUAUUCCUUAUUUCCACACAAAACAUUCCCCUCAUUAAAAUGUCUUGUAGUUCCCCCUUUUUUGUAUAAACAUAUUUUUGUACUUGUAGUCUGUGCUCUGAUAAUAAAUCGCGUUUGUUAUAUUUGCGCUGAUAACGUAAAA